AUGCAUUUGUUUUCUUAUAGUUUCUGGCAAGAAAACCCAUUCAGCAGAAAAACAUCUGGUGUUGGAGGGAUGUUAAGAAAAGCAAAACCAAGAUCUAUGCAGCUCAUACUACUCUUCGGGACGUGCUUUGUGGUCACGAUCCUGUGGGGGAACAAAGCACUGCUGAUGUUCUCAAACAAUGACGAAGCUGUGAUCAACAAAAAACUUCCGAAAGAACUGCUGCUUCGAAUAUUCUCUUUUCUGGAUGUGGUCACUCUGUGUCGUUGUGCUCAGGUUUCCAGGGCAUGGAAUGUUCUGGCCCUGGAUGGCAGUAACUGGCAGCGAAUUGACCUGUUUGAUUUCCAGAGGGAUAUUGAGGGUCGAGUAGUGGAGAAUAUUUCUAAAAGAUGUGGGGGUUUCUUGCGAAAGCUAAGCCUGCGUGGGUGUCUAGGAGUGGGAGACAAUGCAUUAAGGAUAUUUGCACAAAACUGCAGAAAUAUUGAAGUAUUGAACCUAAAUGGCUGCACCAAGAUCACAGAUACGACAUGUACCAGCCUUAGUAAGUUCUGCUCUAAACUCAGGCACCUUGACUUGGCUUCCUGCACUUCCAUAACCAACCUGUCUCUAAAAGCACUGAGUGAGGGAUGCCCACUGCUGGAACAGCUGAAUAUCUCCUGGUGUGACCAAGUGACUAAGGAUGGCAUCCAGGCUCUGGUGAGAGGCUGUGGAGGACUCAAAGCCUUGUUUCUGAAGGGCUGCACGCAGCUUGAGGAUGAAGCUCUCAAAUACAUUGGAGCGCACUGUCCUGAACUAGUGACUUUAAACCUGCAAACCUGCUUACAAAUCACAGAUGAUGGUCUCAUAACAAUAUGCAGAGGAUGCCAUAAAUUGCAAUCCUUGUGUGCCUCAGGCUGCUCUAACAUUACAGAUGCCAUCUUGAAUGCACUGGGACAAAACUGUCCGCGGCUUAGAAUAUUAGAAGUUGCAAGGUGUUCGCAGCUAACGGAUGUGGGCUUUACCACUCUGGCUAAGAACUGUCAUGAGCUUGAAAAAAUGGACCUGGAAGAGUGUGUUCAGAUAACAGACAGUACGUUAAUCCAGCUUUCCAUAUACUGUCCACGGCUUCAGGUGUUGAGUUUGUCACACUGCGAGUUGAUCACAGAUGAUGGGAUUCGUCACUUGGGGAAUGGUGCCUGCGCACAUGACCGACUGGAAGUGAUCGAGCUGGACAACUGCCCUUUGAUCACAGAUGCCUCCUUGGAACACCUGAAGAGUUGCCAUAGCCUGGAGAGGAUAGAACUUUAUGACUGUCAACAGAUCACACGGGCAGGAAUCAAGAGACUCAGGACCCAUUUACCCAAUAUUAAAGUCCAUGCCUACUUCGCUCCUGUGACUCCACCUCCAUCAGUAGGGGGCAGCAGACAGCGCUUCUGCAGAUGUUGCAUCAUCCUAUGACAUUGGAAUUGGUCAUCCUUGCAAACUGAGUAUUUAAUUACACUUCUAGAAUUACAGUGGACACCUGUAUCUUCAACGAAAGUGAUCCCAGUGUCAUUUGCAAGGGCCAGUGAAAAGGGCUGUGGCACCGGGCCCCUGUAGCCACCCAUACACACGCAUAUACACACGCACCACCUGUUCCAGCAACUGAUGAACUCUGUGACAUGGGAGCUGGAUCUGUGUUGUCUUUUGCUGUAGGUGGAUUGAUAUAAUUCUGAACCAUUCCUACUGGGCAUGCUCAGAAGAAACUACUGGGGAGGGGGUUGUGCAAACCCAAAACGACUGCUGCUGGUUUUUGUUUUUUUGUUUUUGUUUUUUAAUGUUGGAACAGCACCAAAAUCCUUCGAAGUUGGGGGAGGGAGAGAAACGAACAUGCUUUAUUCUUGCAUCCACUGUCCAAAAAAAAAAAAAGAAAGAGGUUUUGUUUUCCGUUCUUCAGUAAGGGAAUGAAAACAGCAGCCAUUGUGAGACAUGAUUUACUGUGCUUCGGUACUUCCUUGUUUCCAUGCUAACACACUGAGCAUGCUCACAUUGAAGGUUCAUCAGUUUCUUCUGUGUUUCGUAGCAUUCAGCUCAGAGGCUUCCUAGAUUGUUGUGAUGACAUAGCUUGAAAUCUGUAAUGUCGGGCUCAGUUUUUUACCCCACCCACCGCUCAUUUUUUUUACAGAUUUCUAAUUUAGUAAUUUUUGAGAUUAUUGAACAUAAGUUAUUUAUCAAUAAAAAUAAGACACUUUUUACCAUUAGAAGGCUGCGCCUGAAACUGCCUGUCUGAUGGGAAGAUCUUAAAUAGAAAGAGAGAGUGGAGCGCAGGCUAGGAUCUCAUGGGCAUAUUUGCCCAUUUUUACCAAUAUUUGGGUCUCACCUCUUUUGCAUUUCAAGUUUUACCCUAGCAAAGAGAA
This is a messenger RNA of Emys orbicularis (European pond turtle), 2372 nucleotides long. RefSeq names its product F-box and leucine rich repeat protein 20 (gene FBXL20). Lineage: Eukaryota; Metazoa; Chordata; Testudines; Emydidae. Gene Ontology annotation, molecular function: protein binding. The coding region runs from base 1 to 1434 and encodes 477 amino acids. The transcript has 16 exons. Gene Ontology annotation, cellular component: SCF ubiquitin ligase complex; cytoplasm. The record is from RefSeq and is a predicted model, not a curated record. Gene Ontology annotation, biological process: SCF-dependent proteasomal ubiquitin-dependent protein catabolic process.